This is a messenger RNA of Dothidotthia symphoricarpi CBS 119687, 697 nucleotides long. RefSeq lists its product as uncharacterized. The transcript has 2 exons. NCBI's taxonomy places the organism in Eukaryota, Fungi, Ascomycota, Dothideomycetes, Pleosporales, Dothidotthiaceae. The coding region runs from base 222 to 584 and encodes 120 amino acids. The record is from RefSeq and is a predicted model, not a curated record.
CACAGAACUCAUCUACCAAUAAAUACCGUAGCGGACUGAAACACUUGCAAGCAUUUUCUAGGCUCGGAAAGCGGAGCUAACACCGGACAUCAAAGUCCCUCAUCAAUCAACUUACCUCUUACAUCAUAACAUCCAUCAACCCAACCCUCAUCUUCAACGUCUCCAGCCAUCUUUCGCCUAAACUCAGAAGUUUUCCUACCAGCACAACAACAACAGCAACAAUGUCAGACACUACCCCCAAAGGCCCCUACAAGCUCGUCACCGUAAACACCGCCCCCGAGCGCGCGAAGCGACUGGUCGGCCGCUUGGUCGAAGCCCUAAAGGACCGAUAUGAGAUUGAACAUGUGGCGAACUGCUCUUCGAUCGAGGAGGUAGAGCCGACUGUGCGAAAACACCAGCCCAAUGUUCUGUUCUCGGCAUCAAUGUGGUCUCCUGAACAAGCGGCCGAGAUUCAUGCUAUUGCGAAGAAAGAAGUUCCGGGUAUCAAACUGCAUGCUAUACCCCAGGGUCUGCAGGUUGAGAAGGGUCCAGAUGCGAUUGUGGAGCAUUUGAUGGAGCAGGUGCCUAUUUUGCUGGAGAGCUAGAUCGAGUGUAAGAUGAAGGAAAUCAAGAGAUAUUCAUAUAGCCUUGGAGGCCUUUUAUACAAAUCUCGACUACAUGCGUUAUAGACGAAGACCUAGUACAAACUCUCACACGA